GUCACCUGGGAAUCAUUCCAGCAGGUGGCUUCCAAAGUCCAACCUGCUAGGUUGAAAUCUGACACUGAUAGAGACUCCCCGGGAGCUCUUACUGAAAGCUAAACCAGGAACCAGGAAAUGCACAAGCCUCUUUAUGUAGAAAAACAGCUGGGCUCCCUCCGUGGCAACAGAGCACCAUGGGAAACCGGCUUUGCUGCGGGGGACACUGGAGCUGCCCAUCAACUUCCCUGAGGAAAAAGAAAAUGGAAAGCCAAGCAAGACGGACAUUGAAGCAGCAGCAGCAGCAGCAGCAGAAUGGCACCAAGGCCCAUGACACAACAGGACGUAUGUAUGAGCAGGUGUUAGAGAAGCCUGCGUCUCAGGAGAGGAGUCGAGGCCUUAGUGUGAAGGAGAACAGCUUACAUUAUGCAGACAUUCAAGUGUACAGCUGUACCCAGCCACGCUCUGCUCUGGAAGUGAAGCAUCUUCAGUCAGAAAAUGCUACAGAAUACGCAACCCUUCGCUUCCCCCAGGCCACGCCCCGCUACGACAGCAAGAACGGCACCCUGGUGUGAGCC
This is a messenger RNA of Panthera uncia (snow leopard), 557 nucleotides long. RefSeq names its product chromosome D1 C11orf52 homolog (gene CD1H11orf52). The transcript is spliced from 4 exons. Bases 177 to 554 code for a protein of 125 amino acids. Lineage: Eukaryota; Metazoa; Chordata; Mammalia; Carnivora; Felidae. The record is from RefSeq and is a predicted model, not a curated record. Gene Ontology annotation, cellular component: extracellular exosome.